Messenger RNA from Radiomyces spectabilis, 615 nucleotides. RefSeq lists its product as uncharacterized. Lineage: Eukaryota; Fungi; Mucoromycota; Mucoromycetes; Mucorales; Radiomycetaceae. Gene Ontology annotation, cellular component: nucleus. Gene Ontology annotation, biological process: protein import into nucleus. The record is from RefSeq and is a predicted model, not a curated record. Bases 1 to 615 code for a protein of 204 amino acids. The transcript is spliced from 4 exons.
AUGUCGUACCGACGUCCUGUCAAACCGUCUGCAAGGGAACGGCAGCACAACUGGAGAGAUAAAUUCAAAGAACAAUGUGCCGAACGAGUGAAACAAGCACGACAGCAAGCCACCACGCGAAGGCGCGAAGAGACUUGGAUGCAACAUAUUAUCCUACAAGAAUGGGAAACGUUCAAGCGCACCAAUGAAGAAGCUUUGCAACGCGAAGGCGUAGGCCUAGAUACCAACUUGGACGCAUUCGAAGCCAACCUAUACCAGGAACUUCAAGACGAGUACGAUCCAACAUAUGAUGAAAUGAUGCAAGAAGAGGAAGCUCAGUUAGCGAGAGCUUUUGAAGAUUACCAACAAACCUCGGGGUUGCAAUAUCCAAACUCUUGUGUAUGUCUAAAAUGCCGUCAGUCUUUACUACAACCUACUGUAUCCAACGGUCAAAACUGCUUUUACUGUAAUCAAUGCGGAUUUCACGUUCUACAAGAGACGCUGACAAGUAUACAGCGGACCAUGAAGGAACAUGAUCUACAAUGUAACGGUGCGUUCAACUGCAUGGUGGAACCAGGCACGAAUGAUUCGAUUAUUGGUGUUUGUGAUAUUUGUGAUCUAUGGGCAGUGUUCUGA